Messenger RNA from Linnemannia hyalina, 621 nucleotides. The record is from the annotation of a GenBank genome assembly. Lineage: Eukaryota; Fungi; Mortierellomycota; Mortierellomycetes; Mortierellales; Mortierellaceae.
AUGAAUCCCACACCAGGCAAAAACGGAUAUCUCAUGCAGUCACUCGCCCAAUCCAACCGUCGUCUGACCUCCACCGCAAGCAUGAUCAAGGUCGAAUAUCCUACACCUCCACCACGCACCCACUCCUUGGGACCAAUGAACUGCACUCCAGGCCAGGUCGAAGUCAAUUAUCCCAAGCUAUCGCUCCGUGCCCAGUCCAAGCAACCGAUGAGGUCCGCCCUAGGUACGGUCAAGGUCGAAUAUCCCAUACCUCCACCGCGCACUCACUCCUUGCAACAAAUGACCUCCAUCCCAGGCAAGGCUGAUGCUCCCAUACAGCCAACACGAACUCACUCCAAGCAGCUGGCGAUCCCCAUCAAAGGUAAGGUCGCAAGUCCCUCACAACCUCGUAUCUAUUCUGGGUCAGCGAUGACAAUGCCCAUCCCACAGAAGGCCGAAUACUUCCCCUCCAAGAACGACAAGCAUCAGGACCUCAACGCUGCUGUUGAAAAGGCCUCUCAAGAGAAGCUCAUGGCCACCAUCGCUACAUUCUGCACCAAGUGCAAUUGCCGCGACUACAUUGGUUGGUGCAGGGACUGCAAGGCCUGCUUUGAUUGCUGCCCCGAUUUCAUUGAUAUCUGA